Molecule: messenger RNA, 691 nt
Organism: Prosopis cineraria
Lineage: Eukaryota; Viridiplantae; Streptophyta; Magnoliopsida; Fabales; Fabaceae
Product: pre-mRNA-processing factor 39-2-like
Exons: 3
Coding region: 172-405 (77 amino acids)
Biological process (GO): mRNA 5'-splice site recognition; RNA processing
Cellular component (GO): U2-type prespliceosome; U1 snRNP; commitment complex
Molecular function (GO): protein binding
Source: RefSeq, a predicted model, not a curated record
CUUCAACCCAUGGCUGUGCGCUUGACCCCCGUACCCUAACAGAGCAAAAGCAACUGACCCUCACACCUGACCAAGCUACCUCUCAUCCUCUCUACUCUCUAGUCUCAUCUACUUUACUUCUCAUUUGUUCGGAGUUUUCCUUUGCCAAUCGCCAGCCACAGCUAGUCACCUAUGCCUAGUGCUUCUUUCAGCCAUCUCCCUCCUCUGUUCGUGACUUCACGUGAUGGCCUAAGUCGAGUAAGACUGCAAGAGAUUUCAACUUUAGUUUCAGCUUUAUCAUUCGGCAUUCACCUUUUUGCAAGCUUUGCCUUCACCUCAGCAGCUCAAUCAAUUACAGAAUUGGCACCAUUAUCUGGAAGCAAGGGGAUUUUGAUUGGGCUGCAAAACUUUAUGAGAGGUGCUUAGUUGUUUGUGCCAACUACCCUAAAUACUGGAUGCGUUAUGUGGAUUUCAUGGAAACUAAGGGAGGAAGAGAAAUUGAAAAGUAUUAGUUGGAAAGAGCAACAGAAAUUUUGUUAAAGGUAUCAUCUUUGUGAUAUGCAUUUUGUUGAUUGAGUUUCAUGCUGAUCAACCUUUGCAUCGAAUUAUUGUUAUAAUUUAGUGUUCCUAAGAUGGGUCCGAUAAAUGACAAAAAGUGAUCUGGAAUAUAAAUAAAGAGUUUACUUACAAGUUACAACAUCAUAAAAUAGUA